This is a messenger RNA of Pseudoliparis swirei, 1728 nucleotides long. It is a transcript of the gene xkr6b, whose product is annotated as XK, Kell blood group complex subunit-related family, member 6b. The transcript is spliced from 3 exons. Gene Ontology annotation, biological process: phosphatidylserine exposure on apoptotic cell surface; engulfment of apoptotic cell; apoptotic process involved in development. Lineage: Eukaryota; Metazoa; Chordata; Actinopteri; Perciformes; Liparidae. The coding region runs from base 1 to 1728 and encodes 575 amino acids. Gene Ontology annotation, cellular component: plasma membrane. The record is from RefSeq and is a predicted model, not a curated record.
AUGGCAGCGAAAUCCGAUGGUCGCGGGGUCGUCACCGGUUUCGCCCAGCUGCACAACCUGGACGAGGUGGUGGGGACGGGAGAGGACGACCCUCAGAACAGCAGCUCAUUCCACAUCUGCCACUGCUGCAACACCUCGUCGUGCUACUGGGGCUGCCGGAGCGCCUGUCUGCAUUACCUCCAGGGAAAGGGGAAGCAGAGUGAUGCGGCGCGGCCACCGCAGGAGGAGCGCCUCUGGCUGGACUGCUUGUGGAUCAUCCUGGCACUGCUGGUCUUUUUCUGGGACGUGGGGACCGACUUGUGGCUGGCCAUCGACUAUUACCACAAGCAAGAAUUCCUGUGGUCAGGCCUGACUCUGUUCUUCGUUCUGGUUCCCUCGGUUCUGGUCCAGAUCCUGAGCUUCAGGUGGUUUGUGCAGGAUUACACUGGGGGCGGACUGGGCUCCGUGGAGGGGCUGAGUAGUAGAGCUACAGCCAGUCUGCAAAGAGACAGGUGCUGUCGUCUCUCUGUCUGGGUCUGGCAGACCGUCAUACACAUCUUUCAGUUGGGACAAGUGUGGAGGUACAUCCGCACCAUGUACCUCGGUGUACAAAGCCACCGGCAGAAGGAGAACCAGCGGCGUUUCUACUGGGCUAUGAUGUACGAGUAUGCCGAUGUCAACAUGCUGCGCCUGCUCGAGACCUUCUUAGAAAGCGCCCCUCAGCUGGUGCUGCAGCUCUGCAUCAUGAUCCAGUGCAACGAGGCGGAGUGGCUGCAGUGUUGUUCAGCCAUUUCCUCCCUCGUGUCCCUGGCCUGGGUGCUUGCCUCUUAUCACAAACUCCUGCGUGACUCGCGUGACGACAAGAAGAGCAUGAGUUACCGGGGCGCCCUGGUGCAUCUGUUCUGGCGCCUCUUCACCAUCUCCUCGCGGGUGCUCUCCCUCGCUCUCUUUGCCUCGGUUUUCCACAUCUACUUUGGCAUUUUUGUGGUGCUCCACUGGUGCGCCAUGGCUUUCUGGGUCAUCCAUGGCGGCACCGACUUCUGCAUGUCCAAGUGGGAGGAGGUCCUGUUCAACAUGGUGGUGGGCGUGGUCUACGUCUUCUGUUGGUUCAAUGUACGCGCGGGCCGGACGCGGUACAGAAUGGUGGCCUAUUACACACUAGUACUGUUCGAGAACGCCAUCCUCAGCCUCCUUUGGUACGCGUACCGUGACCCCGUCACCACUGACGCCUACGCCUCUUUGGCCCUCUGUGGUGUCUUCCUGUCCUUUGCUUCAGGUGUGGCCUGUAUGGUUCUCUAUUACGGGGUUCUUCACCCCAUGGGCCCCCGGUUGAGCGUGCUGGUGAGCUCCUGUUGUGCCGAGCUUCUGUGGGGGCUUCCGUUACCCCCCGAGGCCGAGCCCAUGGCUCCCACACCGGGCCCCCGUGGCUCUCAGGCCACCCCCACGCGGGGUCUGGCAGGGGAAUACGAGGAGUCAGACGAAACACCCACGGACACCUGCCUUCCGGUUUUCCAGGUGAGGUCCACAGUGCCCGUGGAUGCAGCUGGCAGGCCCAUCCAGCCGGAGGGUCCACUCAUCAAGAUAGACAUGCCCAGAAAGCGCUACCCGGCCUGGGAUGCACACUUUGUGGAUCGGCGCCUUCGCAGGACCAUAAAUGUGCUGCAGUACAUUAGCCCUAAUGCGGUGGGCAUCAGGUAUAGGGACGGUCCGCUUCUUUAUGAACUCCUGCAGUACGAGUCCUCCCUCUGA